Zingiber officinale is the source of this 482-nucleotide messenger RNA. RefSeq names its product 60S ribosomal protein L39-like. Lineage: Eukaryota; Viridiplantae; Streptophyta; Magnoliopsida; Zingiberales; Zingiberaceae. Gene Ontology annotation, biological process: translation. The record is from RefSeq and is a predicted model, not a curated record. Gene Ontology annotation, cellular component: ribosome; cytosolic large ribosomal subunit. The coding region runs from base 110 to 265 and encodes 51 amino acids. The transcript is spliced from 3 exons. Gene Ontology annotation, molecular function: structural constituent of ribosome.
UUGCCCGUUUUGCGCGCAUAUAAGCCGUAACCUGUCGUUAUUUAUCGACUUCCUAGGGUUUGAGCCGCCGCGGUCAUCGAGCACCAGGAGCAGCACAGACUUCGCGAAUAUGCCGUCGCACAAGACGUUCAAGAUCAAGCAGAAGCUGGCGAAGAAGAUGCGCCAGAACCGCCCCAUCCCUCACUGGAUCCGCUUGAGGACCGGAAACACCAUCAGGUAUAACGCCAAGCGCAGGCACUGGCGUCGCACAAAGCUGGGAUUUUGAGGUUGUUAUACCAAUCUUUGGUUGCCUUUCUUAAAAGUUAGAUUUCCUUCUUAUCUGCUGGACUGUUUGUAUAAUUAUGGUUAAAUGAUCUGGAAGUGUAUCUUUGUUACUAUGUAUGAGAUUAUUUUGUUCUGCAGAUCAAUGUGAACAAUUGUUUGCUCAUUUGUUGACUUUAAGUUUCAUUGUUCUAAGUAAAACUUUGGUAGUGUGUUAUGCA